AUGGGCGCUGGGCCGCGGCGGGGCGCGGGCCCCCCCGACGGCGGCUGGGGCUGGGUGGUGCUGGCCGCCUGCUUCGUGAUCACGGGCUUCGCCUACGCCUUCCCCAAGGCCGUCAGCGUCUUCUUCCGCGCGCUCAUGCGCGACUUCGGCGCGGGCUACAGCGACACGGCCUGGGUGUCGUCCAUCAUGCUGGCCAUGCUCUACGGCACGGGCCCCGUGUCCAGCAUCCUCGUGACCCGCUUCGGCUGCCGCCCGGUGAUGCUGGUGGGCGGGCUGCUGGCGUCGGCGGGCCUCACCCUGGCCUCCUUCGCCACGCGCCUCCUGGAGCUCUACCUGACGGCCGGGGUGCUCACGGGCCUGGGCCUGGCCCUCAACUUCCAGCCGUCGCUCAUCAUGCUGGGGCUGUACUUCGAGCGCCGGCGCCCUCUGGCCAACGGGCUGGCGGCGGCGGGCAGCCCGGUGUUCCUGUCGGCGCUGUCGCCGCUCGGCCAGCUGCUGCUCGAGCGCUUCGGCUGGCGCGGCGGCUUCCUGCUGUUCGGCGGCCUCCUGCUGCACUGCUGCGCCUGCGGGGCCGUCAUGCGGCCGCCGGGCCCCGCGCGCGCGCCCCGCGUCGGGCACGCGCGCGGGGAGGAGGCGGAGGCGGCGGACGGCGCCGGGCCGCGCCCGCGCGCGGCGCCCCCUGCCGGCCGGGCCCCGCGCCGCCGCCUGCUGGACGUGGCCGUGUGCACCGACCGCGCCUUCCUCGUGUACGUGGUCACCAAGUUCCUGAUGGCGCUCGGCCUCUUCGUGCCCGCCAUCCUGCUGGUGAACUACGCCAAGGACUCGGGCGUGCCCGACGCCGAGGCCGCCUUCCUGCUGUCCAUCGUGGGCUUCGUGGACAUCGUGGCGCGGCCGGCGUGCGGGGCCCUGGCGGGCCUGGCGCGCCUGCGACCCCACGUGCCCUACCUCUUCAGCCUGGCCCUGCUCGCCAACGGGCUCACCGACCUGAGCAGCGCGCACGCCCGCUCCUACGGCACCCUCGUGGCCUUCUGCGUGGCCUUCGGCCUCUCCUACGGCAUGGUGGGCGCACUGCAGUUCGAGGUGCUCAUGGCCACCGUGGGGGCGCCCCGCUUCCCCAGCGCGCUCGGCCUGGUGCUGCUCGUGGAGGCCGUGGCCGUGCUCAUCGGACCGCCCUCCGCCGGCCGCCUGGUGGAUGCACUGAAGAACUACGCGAUCAUCUUCUACCUGGCCGGCUCUGAGGUGGCCCUGGCUGGAAUCUUCAUGGCAGCUGCCACCUUCUGCUGCCUCCGCCGCCGCCGCUCUCAGGAUGCCCCGGCCGGCCCAGCCUCCGAGGGCAGAGCCAGCGACACGGAGGAGGCUGAGGUGGAGGCUGAAGGGGACUCCGAGCCACCGCCUGCCAGCACUGAGAUGCCCAGCAGGCUGGAGGCGCUGGAGAUGCUGAGCCCCCUUGCUGGGUCCCCGGAACUGGAGGCGGAGGCAGAGCCCAGGCCCGGCCAUGAGGAGUGUGUGUAA
Messenger RNA from Dipodomys spectabilis (banner-tailed kangaroo rat), 1512 nucleotides. RefSeq names its product solute carrier family 16 member 8 (gene Slc16a8). Gene Ontology annotation, cellular component: membrane. The transcript is spliced from 4 exons. Gene Ontology annotation, molecular function: monocarboxylic acid transmembrane transporter activity. Lineage: Eukaryota; Metazoa; Chordata; Mammalia; Rodentia; Heteromyidae. Gene Ontology annotation, biological process: transmembrane transport; monocarboxylic acid transport. Bases 1 to 1512 code for a protein of 503 amino acids. The record is from RefSeq and is a predicted model, not a curated record.